AUUUCUCACAGCUUAGAGAAUUGCUAGAAGAAUCUCUUUUCCAGCCCAGUAGUGCUACAAAGGAGACUAAAACAUGGAACCAUUGAAGAAAAACCACACCUUAAGCUCUGAAUUUAUUCUCUUAGGCUUUGGGGACCUGGCUGAACUACAGAUUCUCUUUUUUGGACUCUUUCUAAUUAUGCAUCUCAUCACCCUAGCAGGCCAUACAACUAUUGUGCUCAUCACCCUCAUUGAUACCUGCCUUCAGACACCCAUGUAUUUCUUCCUUAGGAACCUAUCUGCCAUUGAAAUUUGCUACAUAUUAGUUAUUGUCCCUAACAUGCUGGCCAAUUUCAUGUCCAAAAACCAGCGAAUGCCAGUCCUUGGAUGUGCUCUACAAAUGCACCUCUUCAUUGCCCUGGGUGGAGCAGAGUGUUUCCUCCUUGCUGCAAUGGCCUAUGACCGUUUUGUGGCCAUCUGCAACCCCCUGCGUUACACACUCAUUAUCACCAGGGCACUCUGUUUGCAGAUGUUGGCUCUGGCAUGCAUCAGUGGUUUUACACUUUCACUUACCCUUACCACGCUGAUAUUCCUCCUGCCCUUCUGUCAGUCCCAUGUCAUCAACCAUUUCUUCUGUGACAUUCCUGCCGUUCUAUUCUUAGCCUGCUCUGACACACGGGCCAAUGAGAUUGCAGUGUUCCUUGUCUGCAUGCUGAUUCUGUUGAUACCCUUCUUGUUGAUCCUGUUUUCCUAUGGAUUCAUUAUUGCUGCCAUCCUCAGAAUUCAUUCAGCAGAAGGCAGGAGCAAAGCUUUCUCCACCUGUGCUGGCCACCUGUUGGUCUCUAUUAUGCACUAUGGCUGUGCAAUAUUCAUCUACAUUCGUCCCAAGUCCUGCUACACCCCGGAACAGGACAAAAUUGUAUCCUUAAUCUAUACCAAUGUAACCCCAAUGCUCUACCCUAUGAUCUAUAGCUUGAGGAACAAGGAAGUCAAAGGUGCCCUCAGGAGACUCCUGGUGAGCCACAACUGAUGAGGUGGUAGCCCAAUACAAAUUGAAAAGGAAGGCACAGCCCAACAACUGUAACCAGACCAUUUUUCAACAACUCAGUCAUCUCAAUGAACACUUUAUAUUCCCAUGCUCUCUUUUGAGGCUUCUGCAUGGUUCUGGGUGCACAUGAAACUUACUGCUCACUUUUCUGUGUUUGGGAAGAUGAACUGAGUCUUAAGAUUUUUGAGGUGUGGAAACGGUUUCAGAGUUUCUUAUGGAUUGGAGAAUAACUAGAAUAUUCUGCAUUUUAGAUGCUUUUCUGUUCUCCAUCAUAAACAAUUUGAUCAGGAGCACUGCCAGAGAGGACACUGAUGAGCAAGGUGAUAGGAUGACCCAAAUAAAGCUUCUCUGGCUAAAGAACC
Messenger RNA from Peromyscus leucopus (white-footed mouse), 1389 nucleotides. Its product is annotated as olfactory receptor 10Q1-like. Gene Ontology annotation, molecular function: olfactory receptor activity; G protein-coupled receptor activity. Gene Ontology annotation, biological process: G protein-coupled receptor signaling pathway. The record is from RefSeq and is a predicted model, not a curated record. Lineage: Eukaryota; Metazoa; Chordata; Mammalia; Rodentia; Cricetidae. Bases 74 to 1009 code for a protein of 311 amino acids. The transcript has a single exon. Gene Ontology annotation, cellular component: membrane.